Messenger RNA from Polypterus senegalus (gray bichir), 4737 nucleotides. It is a transcript of the gene dennd6a, whose product is annotated as DENN/MADD domain containing 6Aa. NCBI's taxonomy places the organism in Eukaryota, Metazoa, Chordata, Cladistia, Polypteriformes, Polypteridae. The record is from RefSeq and is a predicted model, not a curated record. Gene Ontology annotation, molecular function: guanyl-nucleotide exchange factor activity. The transcript is spliced from 20 exons. Bases 149 to 1954 code for a protein of 601 amino acids. Gene Ontology annotation, cellular component: recycling endosome.
GUAGACAAGCUCGUCAAUCUCCACUCGUCUAGUUCGCUGUUCUCAGCUGAAGGCUCCGGUAUUUUUGUAGGCGGAUGCGCGGGACUUGCUUUCCCGUCGAGUGGCCGACACCGGAGGUUUGUCGGUACUCGCCCAUUUCGUAUUAGUUAUGGCCUUCCCUAUCCCGGAGAAGCCGGCCGACUUGUUAUUAAAUGAGUCUGGGCUCCCUGACAGCAGCGUCUCGCCAGUCGAUGCACAGAAUGGCCCGGGCCACUCGGAGCAGCCACUGCUGCCAUGGGACCGCUUCUCCUGCUGGCUGCACUGUGUAUGCGUCGUGGGCUUCGAUCUGGAGCUGGGACAGGCUGUGGAGGUAAUUUAUCCUCAUUCUUCAAAGCUCUCUGAUAAAGAGAAAAUCAGCAUUUGUUAUCUGUCUUUUCCAGACUCCAAUUCAGGUUGUCUUGGAGACACACAGUUUUGUUUUCGAUUUCGCCAGGCUGCCGGCAAGAAAACUCCUAUAUGUUAUGCCCUGGACCAUUUAGAAAGAGACGCACCUAUUUUUUUAAAGAGUGAUCCAGGUCAUUUCUAUGGCUAUGUUUAUUUUAGACAAGUUCGUGACAAAACAUUAAAACGAGGAUAUUUUCAGAAGUCUCUUGUGAUGAUCAGCCGGCUGCCCUACGUAAACUUCUUUCACAGUCUGCUGAAGUUAAUAGCUCCAGAGUAUUUUGAAAAGAGUGAGCCAUGUCUAGAAGCUGCUUGCAAUGACAUUGAUCGUUGGCCUGCACCACUUCCUGGAAAAACACUAAGCUUACCUAUAAUGGGAGUUGUCAUGAAGGUGCGUAUUCCAAGCUGUUAUGAUAAGCCUGGCACAAUUCAGAUUGCACAGUCAUGUCAACAGGAUGAUGCUCAGGUGUCUGUUGUCCUGCCAACGGUCCAUGAAGUAGACCUUUUCAGGUGCUUUUGUCCAGUUUUUUUUCAUAUCCAAAUGCUUUGGGAGCUGGUAUUGCUAGGAGAGCCCCUUGUUGUUAUGGCCCCUUCACCUUCUGAAUCAUCAGAAACGGUUCUUGGGCUAGUCAGUUGUAUUUCUCCACUUAAAUACAGCAGUGACUUUAGACCUUACUUCACUAUUCAUGACAGCGAGUUCAAGGAGUACACCACACGCACUCAAGCUCCGCCAUCUGUAAUUCUUGGAGUUACCAACCCAUUCUUUGCAAAAACUCUUCAGCACUGGCCUCAUAUCAUUCGAAUUGGAGAUAUGAAGCAAGCAGGGGAUAUUCCUAAACAAGUAAAAGUGAAGAAGCUGAAGAAUCUGAAGACUUUAGAUUCUAAGCCUGGUGUAUAUUCUGCCUAUAAGCCAUUCCUAAAUAAAGAUGAAGAGAUUAUUAAACAAUUACAGAAGGGUUUACAACAGAAGCGGCCCUCUGCAGCACAGAAUGCCAUCCUUCGACGGUACUUCUUAGAGCUCACUCAAAGCUUUAUAAUUCCUCUGGAAAGGUAUGUAGCCAGUUUGAUGCCUCUUCAGAAAAGUAUCUCCCCUUGGAAGAAUCCUCCUCAAUUAAAACCAUUCAGUCAAGAGGAAUUCAUGAAAACCCUUGAAAAGACAGGUCCACAGUUAACCUCUCGACUAAAAGGUGACUGGAUUGGACUUUACAGGUACUUUCUUAAGUCUCCAAAUUUUGAUGGCUGGUUUCGAAGACGAAGAAAGGAAAUGACUCAGAAAUUGGAAGCCUUGCACUUAGAAGCCCUUUGUGAUGAGGAUUUGCAACUACGGAUUCAAAAUCACACUGAAGUGGAAACUGUGGACCUUGUACUGAAGUUGAAAGACAAACUGAUGCAAGCAGAGAGAGAGAGGCUCCCUGUGAAGGCCGAUACCCUCUCUAGGCUACGCACACACAUAGAGACUGUUAUUGGAACCUUGCCAGAGGACUUGCAAGGUAUCCUACUGAAACCUGGUACCCCCCAGGAGGCUACAUCAUAGCUGCUACAGGGAAGAACGGGAUGCCAUGCCAUUUCUACUAACUGAGGAGCAAAAAGGAAUGGGAAGUGACUGAACUGGUUAAAUAAAGCAUUAGGCAAGAGCGCAAAUGACAGGCAUGAGGAGUAAUGGGUAGUGAUAAACUUUGUGACUGUGGUUUUAAAAUAAGUGCACUUGAUUAGCUGAUUUGAACAUGCAAAUAAUUGCCAUUGCACUUAUUAAAAGUACAUACUGUGCCUGCGAUUAACUGGCAAGUGCAUAUAUAGUUCAUAUUCUAAAUUAAUAUUCAGUGAGGCAGUUUAACAGAACAUAGAUGAAGGCAGUUCUUUUGAGUUAUGCAAAACUACAUCUGUUGACAUAUUUAACGUACUCGACUGGGAGGAGUAACGCAUUAAAGAACAGCACGUUGCAUAGGAAAUGGAAACUCACUUGAAUAUAAUCGGCACAUAAUGCACAAUACCGCAGAUGCUGCUGCUUAGAAGUCCAGCUCCAUUAUAACUCGCUUUCAGGCCUCAUUAUUCAUUUCCACUCAGAAGUCUGACUGUUUUCUCUUUCAUUUAUUUAAUGUUUCUUAGUAAUCAAUGGUUUUUUUUUCGUUUUUUUUUUCUUGUUUCCUAAUGUUUCCAGCGCACUUAAUGUUAUAUCCAAAAGCACAAUUAUGUUUUUUUGUCUUUAUUUCUACUCACAAAUAGAUACAAAGUUUUAAGGUUGGUAUCGAUUUCAACUUGAAGUUGUGAGAAAAAUGACUAUUUUUACUACAGUAUACUUACAAUCUCUUCAUUAAGGUGUGUUGUGAGCUGGCAUUUUACACUACCAUAGUUUUACAUUAUUUUAAAGAAACUGGGAUUUCUUGAAUGAAGCGCAAAACACAUUUUUCCAAACAGUAUUUGAUAUGAAUAGUUUGUAUUUUUUUUUCUGGUAUUUUAGUAUGGCUGCACUAACUUUAGUACAUUUUUUUUUCCCCAAGCUUUAAUUAAUAAAAAAAAAAAUAUAUCAAGGGACUACUUUUUAAUUAGAGCCAUAGAUAUUUAAAGAUCUGUACACUCAACUCUGGUAGCUACAGUAAACUUCAGGAUGAGUUUCAGUUUUGUUUGGUUGAUUAAUUUAAUAUCUGAACACGGCCACUGCCCCAUCAACACCCUGGUAACCUCUUAUUCAAUCAACUGAAAUUCUGAUUGUCGGUGUGCUGGAUUUGCUCCCCCAAAUGUCGUACAUCUUGACUAUCAAACUUAAAAUACAGAAAUUAUAAUGAAAUCUAGUAAAAAAGCAAGUAAGAUUAUCAUGAACAUCCAAUGGAUUGCACUUAAAAUGUUUAAAAGAAAUUGAUAUGUUCAGAAAUUGUUGUGCAUAGCUGCAUUAUUGCGUGAUCUCUAAUAAUACAAGAUUAUUAGUUUUAUAUACUUGUGUAUCCCUGUAAACUUUGACACAUUCUACAGAAUACUAAACGUUUUUUCUGAUAUAGUGAAUGUUGCUGCUACUUAACUCCCCAUGCCUUGCUUGCCUGCCCCUAUUUUCAUUACUUAUCAGGCAAACUGAAUUUGAUUUUCAGACAAAUACAAAAAAACACUUGUAUUUUGAAUAUAUAAUAUAAUAUAUAAUCUAUAUAUAUUAUAUUAUAUAAUAGGAACAGUUAAAGAAACAGAGUGUCAUUUUUUAAACAAAGCUUUUUGUUUUAAGUCAUUUUGACUCUUUUUGUAUCAUUUUAUUUAUUUGCAGAAUAUGAAGACCAGCCAUUGUCCUAAAAUUAACUACACCUCUUUUCUUUUCGUAGCACAUAUUCUUGGCUUGUUUUGUCAAACAGAUUAUAACUUCAUAAAUUAAUUUUUUUUUGGUUCUGUGACCGUCUGCCUAUGGUUUAGCAUUCCUUUAAUUUUAUAAGAUGGAAUGCGAUCGCCGUUUUGAUUUUUAUUUUUUUUCUUCCUCACUUGCUGUGUGUUCUCUUAUUUCCCUUGUUUGUACUUUGGUCAGCGUUUUCAGGAUAAAAUGUAAACUGACGGGAGUUACAUGUUUUAUGCACGUUUUUGGUUGAAGUGAGUAUUGUACUGUACCUGUAGUUCCUUCAAAUGAGAUUUCUCAUUACAUACACUAGUGAAUCAUUACAUUUAGAAAAGAUGCCUAAUUUGUUAAAAUAAUAACGGAUUUGGAGGUCUGUUGAGAAAGAUGAGGGAGGUUACCCGUUACAUCAGUCAUUUCCAAAGAUUUCAAUAUUAUAAUGUUGUCUUGACUUUCUCUUAAAUCUGGAAAAAAAAAAAUAAUCAUGGAAGCCGGAGUUUGUGUUCCUCAACCCAACUCCAAAUACAUGGAGAAUGAAAUGUGGCAAAGACCGACUUGCACGUUGGGAACUAUCCCUAAAUUUCAUUAUGGCUUUGCUGACCAGAAAGUAUAAAGUUAUUCCAGAGAGAAAUUAGUAGGGCAGUACAACAAAUUCUGCUUUUGUAAUAUUUUAAAUAUUUUUUGUGUAUUUUAAAGUGUUUAUAUUUUAUAUAAAAUCUUAUUCUCUUACAGCAUCAUUUUCUUAUUAAACUGAAACAUACUUUAUAAACUGAAGUAUAUAUUUUAAUAUUUAAAAUCUCCAUGUAAUAUAUAUUUUUUACUAAAGUAACAAAAUUACACAAAGUCAUUGAAAACGUUCAUGUAGCAGUGGUGCUGAGUCACAUUCUCUUUCUUUUGUACUGAAAUCAUAAUAAAUCCUUUUUUGUAAGAGUUGUCUCAUCAGGCUUGGUUUUCUGCUGUAACUUGUAUACAAAUCUGUAUUUUUGUAACAAACAAUAAACUUGUCACCAGAA